Molecule: messenger RNA, 8327 nt
Organism: Pteronotus mesoamericanus
Lineage: Eukaryota; Metazoa; Chordata; Mammalia; Chiroptera; Mormoopidae
Gene: ARID1B
Product: AT-rich interaction domain 1B
Exons: 21
Coding region: 1-7077 (2358 amino acids)
Biological process (GO): positive regulation of DNA-templated transcription; regulation of transcription by RNA polymerase II; chromatin remodeling
Cellular component (GO): SWI/SNF complex; nBAF complex; nucleoplasm
Molecular function (GO): nucleosome binding; DNA binding
Source: RefSeq, a predicted model, not a curated record
AUGGCCGCGCGGGCAGCAGCGGCGGCGGCGUCGUCGCGGGCAGGCAGUGGCGAGCGGCGGGCGCCCCCCGGGCCGCGGCCGGCGCCCGGGGCCCGGGACCUGGAGGCGGGGACGCGCGGCGCGGCGGCGGCGGCGGCCCCGGGACCCAUGCUGGGGGGCAGCGGCGGCGACGGCCUGAACAGUGUGCACCACCACCCCCUGCACCCCCGUCACGAACUGAACAUGGCCCAUCACGCGAGCGCGGCCGCCGCCGCCAGCUCUAACAGCGCCAAGAGCGGCGGAUCCGAGGCGGCUCUCAAGGAGGGUGGAAGCGCCGCCGCGCUGUCCUCCGCCUCCUCCGCGGCGUCCUCCUCUUCCUCCGCGUCGGGCCCGGGCUCGGCCAUGGAGACGGGGCUGCUCCCCAACCACACACUGAAAACCGUUGGCGAGGCCCCCUCCGCGCCGCCCCACCAGCAGCACCACCACCACCAUGCCCACCACCACCACCACCAUGCCCACCACCUCCACCACCACCACGCACUACAGCAGCAGCUAAACCAGUUCCAGCAGCAGCAGCAGCAGCAGCAGCAGCAGCAACAUCCCAUUUCCAACAACAACAGCCUCGGCGGCGCGGGCGGCGGCGCGGCUCAGCCCGGUCCCGACAUGGAGCAGCCGCAACAUGGAGGCGCCAAGGACAGUGCCGCGGGCAGCCAGGCCGACCCCCCGGGCCAGCCUCUGCUGAGCAAGCCGGGCGACGAGGACGACGCGCCGCCCAAGAUGGGGGAGCCGGCGGGCGGCCGGUACGAGCACCCGGGCCUGGGCGCCCUGGGCGCGCAGCAGCCUCAGCCGGUCGCCGUGCCCGGGGGCGGCGGCGGCGGCCCGGCGGCCGUCUCCGAGUUUAAUAAUUACUAUGGCAGCGCUGCCCCUGCGAGCGGCGGCCCCGGCGGCCGCGCCGGGCCUUGCUUUGAUCAACAUGGCGGACAACAAAGCCCCGGGAUGGGGAUGAUGCACUCCGCCUCAGCCGCCGCCGGAGCCCCCAGCAGCAUGGACCCCCUGCAGAACUCCCACGAAGGGUACCCCAACAGCCAGUACAACCAUUAUCCGGGCUACAGCCGGCCCGGCGCGGGCGGCGGCGGCGGAGGCGGAGGCGGAGGAGGAGGAGGAGGAGGCAGCGGAGGAGGAGGAGGAGGAGGAGGAGCAGGAGCGGGAGCUGUGGCGGCGGCGGCCGCGGCGGCGGCAGCAGCAGCAGGAGGCGGCGGCGGCGGCUAUGGGGGCUCGUCCUCGGGGUACGGGGUGCUGAACUCCCCCCGGCAGCAGGGCGGCGGCAUGAUGAUGGGCCCCGGGGGCGGCGGGGCCGCGAGCCUCAGCAAGGCGGCCGCCGGCGCGGCGGCAGGGGGCUUCCAGCGCUUCGCCGGACAGAACCAGCACCCGUCGGGGGCCACCCCGACCCUCAACCAGCUGCUCACCUCGCCCAGCCCCAUGAUGAGGAGCUACAGCGGCAGCUAUACCGACUACAGCAGCCCCAGCGCGCCGCCGCCGCCGUCGCAGCCCCAGUCCCAGGCGGCGGCGGGGGCGGCGGCGGGCGGCCAGCAGGCGGCCGCGGGCAUGGGCUUGGGCAAGGACAUGGGCGCCCAGUACGCCGCUGCCAGCCCGGCCUGGGCGGCCGCGCAACAAAGGAGCCACCCGGCGAUGAGCCCCGGCACCCCCGGCCCCACCAUGGGCAGAUCCCAGGGCAGCCCGAUGGACCCCAUGGUGAUGAAGAGGCCCCAGUUGUAUGGGAUGGGCAGUAACCCUCAUUCCCAGCCUCAGCAGAGCAGCCCUUACCCUGGAGGUUCCUACGGCCCCCCAGGCCCGCAGCGGUACCCCAUGGGCAUCCAGGGUCGGACCCCCGGGGCCAUGGGAGGAAUGCAGUACCCGCAGCAGCAGAUGCCACCACAGUAUGGACAACAAGGUGUGAGCGGUUACUGCCAGCAGGGCCAGCAGCCUUAUUACAACCAGCAGCCGCAGCCUCCGCACCUGCCCCCGCAGGCUCAGUAUCUGCCGUCCCAGUCCCAGCAGAGGUACCAGCCGCAGCAGGACAUGUCUCAGGAAGGCUAUGGAACUAGGUCUCAACCUCCUAUGGCUCCUGGGAAACCUAACCACGAAGACUUGAACCUGAUACAACAAGAAAGACCAUCAAGUUUACCAGUUGAAGUCUUGACCUCGGAGGAUACCGACUUUGGACUCAAGGACCUGUCUGGCUCCAUCGAUGACCUCCCCACGGGAACAGAAGCCACCCUGAGCUCAGCGGUCAGUGCGUCUGGGUCCACAAGCAGCCAAGGGGAUCAGAGCAACCCGGCUCAGUCGCCUUUCUCCCCACACGCGUCCCCUCAUCUCUCCAGCAUCCCUGGGGGCCCAUCACCUUCUCCUGUGGGCUCCCCUGUAGGAAGCAACCAGUCACGGUCAGGCCCGAUCUCUCCUGCAAGUAUCCCAGGCAGCCAGAUGCCGCCUCAGCCCCCUGGGAGCCAGCCGGAGUCGAGCGCCCAUCCCGCCCUGAGCCAGUCCCCGAUGCCACAGGAAAGAGGUUUUAUGGCAGGCACACAAAGAAACCCUCAAAUGUCUCAAUAUGGACCUCAGCAGACAGGACCAUCCAUGUCGCCUCAUCCUUCUCCCGGAGGCCAGAUGCAUCCUGGGAUCGGUAGCUUUCAGCAGAGUAACUCAAGUGGAACUUACGGUCCACAGAUGAGCCAGUAUGGACCACAAGGUAACUACUCCAGACCCCCAACGUAUAGCGGGGUGCCCAGUGCAAGCUACAGUGGCCCAGGGCCUGGCGUGGGCAUCAAUGCCAACAACCAGAUGCAUGGACCAGGGCCAGGCCAGCCAUGUGGUGCUAUGCCCCUGGGACGAAUGCCAUCGGCUGGGAUGCAGAACAGACCGUUUCCUGGAAAUAUGAGCAGCAUGACCCCCAGCUCUCCUGGCCUGUCCCAGCAGGGCGGGCCCGGAAUGGGGCCGCCAAUGCCGACCGUGAACCGUAAGGCACAGGAGGCAGCUGCUGCAGUGAUGCAGGCCGCUGCGAACUCAGCGCAGAGCAGGCAAGGCAGCUUUCCGGGCAUGAAUCAGAGUGGACUCGUGGCUUCCAGCUCUCCCUACAGCCAGCCCAUGAACAACAGCUCUGGGCUGAUGAACACCCAGGCGCCGCCCUACAGCAUGACGCCCAACAUGGUGAACAGCUCCACAGCAUCUAUGGGUCUUGCAGAUAUGAUGUCUCCUGGUGAAUCCAAACUGCCCCUGCCUCUCAAAGCAGACGGUAAAGAAGAAGGCACUCCACAGCCUGAGAGCAAGGCGAAGGAUAGCUACAGCUCUCAGGGUAUUUCUCAGCCCCCAACCCCCGGCAACCUGCCAGUCCCUUCCCCAAUGUCCCCCAGCUCUGCUAGCAUCUCCUCAUUUCAUGGAGAUGAAAGUGAUAGCAUUAGCAGCCCAGGCUGGCCAAAGACUCCAUCAAGCCCUAAAUCCAGCUCCUCCUCCACCACUGGGGAAAAGAUCACAAAGGUGUAUGAGUUGGGGAACGAGCCAGAGAGAAAGCUGUGGGUUGACCGCUACCUGACCUUCAUGGAAGAGAGAGGCUCCCCUGUCUCCAGCCUGCCUGCCGUGGGCAAGAAGCCCCUGGACCUGUUCCGACUCUAUGUCUGUGUCAAAGAGAUCGGAGGUUUGGCCCAGGUUAAUAAAAACAAGAAGUGGCGUGAGCUGGCAACCAACCUGAAUGUUGGCACUUCGAGCAGCGCAGCGAGCUCCCUGAAAAAGCAGUAUAUCCAGUACCUGUUUGCCUUUGAGUGCAAGACGGAACGUGGGGAGGAGCCUCCACCCGAAGUCUUCAGCACUGGGGAGACCAAGAAGCAGCCCAAGCUGCAGCCGCCAUCUCCUGCUAACUCAGGAUCCUUGCAAGGUCCACAGACCCCCCAAUCAACUGGCAGUAAUUCAAUGGCAGAGGUUCCAGGUGACCUGAAGCCACCUACUCCAGCCUCCACCCCUCAUGGACAGAUGACUCCAAUGCAAGGUGGAAGAAGCAGUACAGUCAGUGUGCACGACCCAUUCUCAGACGCGAGUGAUUCCUCGUUCCCCAAACGGAACUCCAUGACCCCGAGUGCCCCGUACCAGCAGGGCCUGAGCAUGCCCGACGUGAUGGGCAGGGUGCCCUACGAGCCCAACAAGGACCCCUUCGGGGGCAUGAGAAAAGUGCCUGGAGGCAGUGAGCCCUUCAUGACGCAAGGGCCGAUGCCCACAAGCAGCAUGCAGGACGUGUACAGCCAGAGCCCCUCCGGAGCCAUGUCCAGUCUGGGCAUGGGGCAGCGGCAGCAGUUUCCCUAUGGAACCACCUAUGAUCGGAGGCAUGAGCCCUAUGGGCAGCAGUACCCGGGCCAAGGCCCCCCCUCAGGACAGCCGCCGUAUGGAGGACACCAGCCAGGCCUCUAUCCGCAGCAGCCGAAUUACAAACGCCAUAUGGACGGCAUGUACGGGCCUCCAGCCAAACGCCAUGAGGGAGACAUGUACAACAUGCAGUAUGGCAACCAGCAGCAGGAGAUGUACAACCAGUAUGGAGGCUCCUACUCAGGCCCGGACCGGAGGCCCAUGCAGGGCCAGUACCCGUACCCCUACAACCGGGAGAGGAUGCAGGGCCCGGGCCAGAUGCAGCCGCACGCCAUGCCCCCGCAGAUGAUGGGCGGCCCCAUGCCCUCGGCCUCCGGCGAGGGGCCCCAGCAGAGCAUGUGGGCGGCUCGGAAUGACAUGCCUUACCCCUACCAGAACCGGCAGGGCCCAGGCGGCCCUGCACAAGCACCGCCGUAUCCCGGCAUGAACCGCUCGGACGACAUGAUGGUCCCUGAUCAGAGGAUCAAUCACGAGAGCCCGUGGCCUUCCCACGUCAGCCAGCGUCAGCCUUACAUGUCCUCCUCCGCCUCCAUGCAGCCCAUCACACGCCCGCCGCAGUCGUCCUACCAGACGCCGCCGUCGCUGCCAAACCACAUCUCCAGAGCACCCAGCCCCGCGUCCUUCCCGCGCUCCCUCGAGAGCCGCAUGUCGCCCAGCAAGUCUCCCUUCCUGCCCUCCAUGAAGAUGCAGAAGGUCAUGCCCACCGUGCCCACGUCCCAGGUUGCCGGGCCGCCUCCCCAGCCCCCCCCAAUCCGGAGGGAGAUCACCUUCCCUCCCGGCUCCGUGGAAGCAUCGCAGCCAGUCUUGAAACAAAGGCGAAAGAUUACCUCAAAGGACAUCGUUACUCCGGAGGCAUGGCGCGUGAUGAUGUCCCUGAAGUCAGGUCUUCUGGCUGAAAGUACUUGGGCUUUGGACACUAUUAAUAUUCUCCUGUAUGACGACAGCACUGUCGCUACAUUCAAUCUCUCCCAGUUGUCCGGAUUUCUCGAACUUUUAGUAGAGUACUUUAGAAAAUGCCUGAUUGACAUUUUUGGAAUUCUUAUGGAAUACGAAGUGGGAGACCCCAGCCAAAAAGCACUUCAGAGUGCAGUGAAGAAAGAUGACGGCCAGGCCUCGGCCGACGAUUCUGGCAAAGAGGAGGAAGAUGCUGAAUGUAUGGGGGACGAGGGCGACGAGGAGGAGGAUGAGGAGGAAGAUGGUGGAAAGGUAGAAACGGAGGAGAAGAGCGGCUCGGCCUUGACCCCUCCCGACACCACUGCAGAUCCAAAGGAGAAGCCCAGGCAAGCCAGCAAGUUCGACAAGCUGCCAAUCAAGAUCGUCAAAAAGAACAACCUGUUUGUUGUCGACCGAUCUGACAAGCUGGGUCGGGUUCAGGAGUUCACCAGUGGCCUCCUGCACUGGCAGCUUGGUGGCGGGGACACCACUGAGCACAUCCAGACUCACUUUGAGAGCAAGAUGGAAAUUCCUCCACGCAGGCGCCCUCCUCCCCCUCUGAGCUCCACAGGCCGAAAGAAAGAGCUAGAAGGAAGAGGAGACGUGGAAGAGCAGCAAGAGAGAAGCAUCAUCGCCACCAUCGACGAUGUCCUGUCUGCCCGGCCAGGAGCGCUGCCCGAAGACGCCCACCCUGGGGCCCAGGCAGAAAGCAGCAAGUUUCCCUUUGGCAUCCAUCAGGCCAAGAGCCACCGGAACAUCAAGCUGCUGGAGGACGAGCCGCGGAGCCGCGAUGAGACCCCGCUCUGCACCACUGCGCACUGGCAGGAUUCUCUGGCCAAGCGCUGUAUCUGUGUGUCAAAUAUUGUCCGUAGCUUGUCUUUUGUGCCUGGCAAUGAUGCCGAAAUGUCCAAACAUCCUGGCUUGGUGCUGAUCCUGGGGAAGCUGAUUCUUCUUCACCAUGAGCACCCGGAGAGGAAGCGAGCACCGCAGACCUACGAGAAGGAGGAAGACGAGGACAAAGGGCUGGCCUGCAGCAAGGACGAGUGGUGGUGGGACUGCCUCGAGGUCUUGCGGGAUAACACGUUGGUCACGCUGGCCAACAUUUCCGGGCAGCUAGACUUGUCUGCCUACACGGAAAGCAUCUGCUUGCCGAUUUUGGAUGGCUUGCUGCACUGGAUGGUGUGCCCAUCUGCAGAGGCACAAGACCCCUUUCCAACGGUGGGACCCAACUCUGUCCUGUCGCCUCAGAGACUUGUACUGGAGACCCUCUGUAAACUCAGUAUCCAGGACAACAAUGUGGACCUGAUCUUGGCCACGCCUCCAUUUAGUCGUCAGGAGAAAUUCUAUGCGACAUUAGUUAGGUACGUUGGGGAUCGCAAAAACCCAGUCUGUCGAGAAAUGUCCAUGGCGCUCUUAUCGAACCUGGCCCAAGGGGACACGCUGGCGGCGAGGGCAAUAGCUGUGCAAAAAGGAAGCAUUGGAAACUUAAUAAGCUUCCUCGAGGAUGGGGUCACGAUGGCCCAGUAUCAGCAGAGCCAGCAUAACCUCAUGCACAUGCAGCCCCCGCCUCUAGAGCCACCAAGCGUGGACAUGAUGUGCAGGGCGGCCAAGGCGCUGCUGGCCAUGGCCAGGGUGGACGAGAACCGCUCAGAGUUCCUUCUGCACGAGGGCCGGUUGCUGGAUAUCUCGAUAUCUGCCGUCCUGAACUCUCUGGUCGCAUCUGUCAUCUGUGAUGUACUGUUUCAGAUUGGGCAGUUAUGACAUCAGUGAGAAGCAGCAUGUGUGAGUGAAGACUAGAGGCUCCCGUGUAACUGGCUGUUUUCUGUUCUCGUUUAUCCAGCGUAGGAAGAAGGAAAAGAAAAUCUUUGCUCCUCUGCCCCAUUCACUAUUUACCAAUUGGGAAUUAAAGAAAUAAUUAAUUCGAACAGUUAUGAAAUUAAUAUUUGCUGUCUGUGUGUAUAAGUACAUCUGUUUGGGUUGUUUUUUUUAAUUUGUUUUUUUUUUUUUUUAACCAAAGUUGCUGUCUAGUGCAUUCAAAGGUCACUUUUUGUUUUUCACAGAUUUUCUUUUUAAUGUUCUUUUCCAUGUUGUAUUGCAUUUUGGGGGAAGCGAAUUGACUUUAAAGGAAAAAAUUAUGGCAAAGAUGCUAAGAUGGGAAAAGUUCACCACACUGAGGCAAAAAGGUGAAAAAUUACCAAUAUCCCAUGCUUGUUAUACUUCAGAUAAUGAAAUAAAAACUGUAUCCCAUCGCCCAAAGCUCUGUGCAAUAGAAACUUCUAGAGAAGUAGGUAUAGGGGCUCAAGGAGGUGUGUCAGUCAGUAGUCAAACUAUGAAAUGAUACUGGUUUCUCUGCAGGAAAAUGGUUACAUUAGGCUAGGAGCAAAAAUAACGUGUUUUUCUAAGUUAAGAUUGAAAAUACGUACCUGACAACGAUCAACGGAACUUGCUUCCUCACCACUACCGUCACGUCUGCUGUCUGUCUUGGACCUUCCACAUGACAGUUCUUCACAAUUCCUUUAAUCAUUUUUUAAAUAUUUUUUUUACUGCCUAUGGGCUGUGAUGUAUAUAGAAGUUGUACAUUAAACAUACCCUCAUUUUUUUCUUUUCUUUUUUUCUUUUUUUUUUUUUUUUAGUACAAAGUUUUUAGUUUCUUUUUCAUGAUGUGGUAACUACGAAGUGAUGGUAGAUUUUAAAUAAUUUUUUAUUUUUAUUUUAUAUAUUUUUUCAUUAGGGCCAUAUCUCCAAAAAAAGGAAAAAAAAAAACAAAAAACAAAAACAAAAAAAAAAGAGGGUAAUGUACAAGUUUCUGUAUGUAUAAAGUCAUGCUCUAUUUCGGGAGAGCAGCUGAUCACAAUUUGCUUCAUGAAUCAAGGUGUGGAAAUGGUUGUCUAUGGAUUGAUUCAGAAAAUGGUCACCAGUACAGACAAAAACGAAAAAGUACAACUAAAAGGAAGAAACACAACUUCAAAGAUUUUUCAGUGACGAGAAUCCACAUUUGUAUUUCAAGAUAA